CUGCCUCCAAGGGGGCGGGUAUCUCAACAUAGAAGGCUUAAAUAAGGAUUCCUACAUGAUGACCGUACCAUGUAUUGUAUACCAGGCGACAUACAGCUACCAAAGACUUCGCAACAGCAGAGGAGCUAAGAAUGAAGGGACUCCAUGGAGGUACAGCCACUGCCUUGGCCCUGUUGCUUUCUGCUUCUUUCAUCUCUGAUUCCUGGAGUGCUCCCCAGAGUCAUUUCCAAAGAAGAAACUGGACUCCUCAGGCAAUGCUCUAUUUAAAGGGUGCACAGGGUCGUCGAUUCAUCUCAGAGGAAAGCCAGAGGAAGGAUCUGUAUGAUAGGCUGCAGCUGGAAACACGCAGUCAAAAUACGAACCCUCUAACCCUUUCUGAAGCUGCUGCAUUGUUUCUGUCUGCUCUUCGGAAAGCACAAGAAGAAGAUGAAGACGACACAGACGAGAAACCCGGAUAUGUUGCUGAUGGCCUAGUGAACUGGUGAAAAUGUUUCAAAACUAGAUGGGAAAUGCCUUGUGCCGUAUAAGUAGAACUAAAAGACGCUCUGUGCAAGAAAAACUUCGCUCCUUCUUAUUCAUCUGUUGAGCCUUCCUGCCUCAGUUACCCACUAUGUCUUCUUAACAUGCAUUGACCUGCAGAUGAAUGCAAAAAUAAUUAAAGGCCAAUG
Molecule: messenger RNA, 668 nt
Organism: Hemicordylus capensis (graceful crag lizard)
Lineage: Eukaryota; Metazoa; Chordata; Lepidosauria; Squamata; Cordylidae
Gene: SPX
Product: spexin hormone
Exons: 6
Coding region: 132-485 (117 amino acids)
Biological process (GO): positive regulation of gastro-intestinal system smooth muscle contraction
Cellular component (GO): cytoplasm
Molecular function (GO): neuropeptide hormone activity
Source: RefSeq, a predicted model, not a curated record